Molecule: messenger RNA, 648 nt
Organism: Striga hermonthica
Lineage: Eukaryota; Viridiplantae; Streptophyta; Magnoliopsida; Lamiales; Orobanchaceae
Source: the annotation of a GenBank genome assembly
AUGAGCUGCAAUGGAUGCCGUGUUCUCCGUAAGGGCUGUAGCGAGACCUGUAUUCUACGGCCCUGCCUGCAGUGGAUCGAGAGCCCUCAGGCCCAAGGCCACGCCACCGUAUUCGUCGCCAAGUUCUUCGGCCGUGCUGGCCUCAUGUCCUUCAUCUCCGCCGUGCCGGAAAACCAACAGCCUGCUCUCUUCCAGUCGCUGCUGUUCGAGGCCGCCGGGAGGACGGUGAACCCUGUGAGCGGCGCCGUGGGCCUCCUCUGGACCGGGAACUGGCACGUCUGCCAGGCGGCGGUGGAGACAGUCCUCCGAGGCGGCGUGCUGAAGCCGAUCCCGGAUCUCGUCGGCGGAAGGUCGCCGGACCUCCACGACUCCUCAGACUGCACGGAGAUGUUCCGGACCUAUGAUUCCGCCUCGCCCAGGCACAAGCGGCGCCGUUCGCCCGACGAGCCGCCGGCUAGGGUCCCGCAGCUUGCCGAUCUCGGUCUGAGCUUGAUGCCUGGAUAUUUGGGGAAGAAAAGCGACGGCCGCCCUAAUCCGGACGACUCACGGCGGCUGGGUAGCCCAUCGAUGAAUUCAGAGGAGUCUCUGACGACGACGUGCGGUGAUCUGCCUGCCGAAGAGAUAAAGCUAUUGAACCUGUUUAGUUAA